GCGACUGCUCGGUUUCUGUUGAUGUCAAAAAGUUACACAAGCCGAGGAGGGAGAGGUUUCACAACUGUCAACAGGGCUUCACACCUUCACCCGCCGGUUCCACCUGAGAGCAGGGAGCGCUUCUUCAGAGCAACACCAGCUGGCAGAGCCACCAGCGGGGGGUCGUUUUUAUCUCACCCUCUUUUUUUUAGUCUCUUUUCACCGUCACCGUGUGAUUUAUGCGACCCUCCGCCUAAUGCUCUUGGAGACCACUGAAUGCUAGGCAACGAGAGGCAUGUCAACGUGAUCUCCUCGACUCCGGGUCUCCAAAACAUCUGUCCGUGUCGUCCGUCCGUCUGGCCCGUGGAUCCGUGGUUGGCUCCCCGCCGCCUUCCCGCCGCUCUCUCUCACCCACCGAGGACCGCCGUGGCCCUGUUGGAUCGUCACCAUCUCGCAGCAUCUCAGCCAUGGAGCUCGGCUCUGUGAUCGUAACCACCGGGAGCUCGGUGGCCCUGUUCAAGCUGGUGAACGCGGGGAUCGGCAGGCUUCACAUCCCGGAGUCAGCCAGCAGGAAUUCGUGGAAAUGGAGAAAUAUCUCCACAUCGUUCGUGCACAGCUUCAUCACGGCGGUCUGGGCCGUGCUUUGCUUCUUCCGACAUCCACAGAUGGCUGAGGAUCUGAUAGAAACCCACUCUGUGUUUUCACAUUCUUUGGUGUCCCUUUCUAUUGGUUACUUCAUCUAUGACUUCCUUGACAUGGUGUGCAACCAGAAGCUGAGUGAAUCCUGGGAGCUUCUCUUCCACCACGUCGUGGUCAUCGCCUGCUUCGGCCUCUCCGUGGUGUCGUGUCGCUACGUGGGAUUCUCGGUGGUGGCCUUGCUGGUGGAGAUCAACUCGGUGUUCCUCCACCUCCGGCAGAUCCUGCGCAUGGCCAACAUGGCGGCGGGCACGCUCUACCGCGUCAACAGCAUCGUCAACCUGGGCACGUACGUAGUUUUCCGCAUCAACACGCUGGCUUGGAUGACCCGCUGGCUGGUGCUCAACAGGGACAACAUUCCCCUGCUGGCCUACACGCUGGGCAGCGUGGGCAUGGCCAUCAUGACCGUCAUGAACAUCAUCCUCUUCUGCCGGCUGCUCAGGAGCGACUUUUUAAAGAGCAGCACCCGGGAGGCCAAGAAGGAGAAGGAGAUGUAGAACUGCGCUCCGUUAGGACCUGGUGGCUCGGAUCCAGCCCCGUUUGAGAGACGGAGGUCUGUGCUGUAAAUGGAAGCGGACCUCCUCUGGCCUCGCUGGAGGAAACUUCUUCCCCUCAGCUGCGGGUUUGGCAUUAAAGCUUGUGUGCUUCAACCUCAUGAAGAGCGUAAGCCCUGUUAACGUGUUACUGAAUGCCUUAACAUCCCAACCUGAGCUUCAUCUUAAAAUGUAGCUGGGGAUGAGCACCACCUUUUACACAGAUCUUCACACAGCCACUGGGAGCAGAAAUGUAAAAUAUCUUUAGUAACAUCAUAAAUAUAUCACUUAAUUCAUCUAGUUUAUGCUUUGUAUGAUUUAUGCUGUUGAGGUUUUUUAUGUUGCUUUUACCCACUGAGUAGAUGAAUCAGUAGCGCCCUCUUAUGGUUUGACUUUGGCACUGCAGGGCUGAAUGUGUUUUCCACCAAAUGUCCUCAAUUAAAAACCGCCUGCUACCUCAGAACUGGUUGCUAGCUCCCGCUUUGCUGACAGUGUUGAUCACUGCUGAAAAUCUACAAAUGACUUGAAUCAAACAUGUACGUGCAGCGCCUGCUCUCCACAGGUAAAAAUGAAAGGUGUAAA
Molecule: messenger RNA, 1790 nt
Organism: Poeciliopsis prolifica (blackstripe livebearer)
Lineage: Eukaryota; Metazoa; Chordata; Actinopteri; Cyprinodontiformes; Poeciliidae
Gene: tlcd2
Product: TLC domain containing 2
Exons: 4
Coding region: 447-1172 (241 amino acids)
Biological process (GO): membrane assembly; phospholipid homeostasis; plasma membrane organization
Cellular component (GO): plasma membrane
Source: RefSeq, a predicted model, not a curated record